GAGAGGCACGAUGGGAUUGGUGGUGUGAUGAUCAUGUGACUCACAGCAGGAAAGAUCACAUACUUACACUGUAUAUGAGAGAAGUCAGAGAACAGCACUGGAGCUGUCUGAAGCCUCACAAAAUAAACUUUGACCUGUUCUGGAAACUCUUAAUAUUAAACAUUGGAUCACACUGUAGUCUGGUGGAAGAAUGGCAGGUACUGAGAGCUGUGCCCUCCAUCUCCCUGCCCUAGAAGAAAUUGUAGCAGUGCUGGAAAGCGGGCUAAAGAAGAAUUAUGAAGAUGUACAGGUUAAAGUUGUGGACUGUCCUGAUCUGACACAGGAACCAUUUAAAUUCCCAGUAAAAGGAUUGUGUGGCAAGUCAAGAAUUGCAGAUGUUGGAGGUGUCCCAUAUCUGGUGCCAACUGCACGCCCUGAUAAAAUUUACGACAUUAAUACAGUGGCAAAACAGAUUGACCUACCUGGAGCCUACAUACUUGGAGCCGGUGCAGUAUCUCAUAGGAGUGUGGGCAUGAAUGCAGAGCUUAUAUUUUCUGUGCAAGCAGAGAGCUCAUCUUCACCAGCUGUAAAUGGAAACUACAUGGCUAGUGUCAACCCAGCAGAUAACAGCUGCCUACUGGAGAAGUACCAGGAUAAGCACAAGGACAAUGAAUUUGGGCUUCUCUCCAAUCUAUAUGCUAGUGAAGGGAAACCAGGAAAGGUCAUUCAGGUGAAGGCAAAGAAAAGGACAGCAAAGGAAAAUUUUGUAAGCUGUAUGAGAAAAUCUUUAACAGAGCAUUAUGGAGACAAAGCUGUUGGAAUGGGUGGGACAUUUGUCAUUCAAGAAGGGAAGGCUAAGCUCCAUGUAAUGCCCCGUGAGUUUUCUGCCUGUCCCCUGAACACAGAUGAAGAUGUUGAUCGCUGGCUCAACUAUUAUGAAAUGAGGGCUCCGCUCAUUUGUCAGUCCGUGUUUGUGUCUCGUGACCCAGGCUUUGACCUGCGCGUGGAGCAUACUCACUGCUUCAGCCAUCACGGAGAAGGAGGACACUACCAUACGGAUACCACACCAGACACUGUGCAGUACCUUGGUUAUUUCCAUCCUGCAGAAUAUCUCUACCGCAUUGACAGACCAACUGUCACUCAUAUGGUUGGGAGAGAUUAGUUCUGUUUCCAGUCUAUUACAUUAAACAGGCAGGAACUAUUCAAACUAGCAUAUAACAAAUCAACUAUGCAAGAUUUAUUAUGAUGAUUACAAAUAUUUCGUUUUGAAUACAAAUCGCACUCAUAUGCUUUCUAAUGGUUGUUUUUGCUUUGUAAUCAAUAAUUAUGUUAAACAAAACAAUUUCAGGCAUAUACUGAGUAUUUAGAAUAUAUAUGUAUUAUGUUCUAUGCAUAGGAUCUAAUGAGCAUUGUGACAUAGCUAUACACAGCAUUUUUGUGUGGACAGUUAAGGGAAUACAAAAAAAUAGGACCGCAUUCGCACAGGCAUACUAGAGCAUACACCCAUCCAAGGGCACAUUUUGCCUGCAGGGAUGCACAGGGUUUCCGUUUAUCCCCAUGCAGGCAGUCCCAUUCAUGUCAAUUGGGAUGCAGCAGCUGCACGGUUACAGCUGCUGCUUCUAAUUUAAAAGCAAUGGAGGUGCACAACCUCAAAUGCACAUUGUCUGUAUUUGGGGCCGAGCUAGGGUUGCCACCUCAUCCCUUUAAACCCAAACACAUAUGAAUUACACAGGUUUUGAGGCUAAUUUAAUGCAGAUAAGGCACCAAGUGAGUUUAAUUACCACCUUAAUCAACCACAGAGCCCAACCCGAGCCCUCACAUGGCUGUCUUAUUGGGAGCAGCAGCAGCCUCUGUGUCCCAAGUGACAUGAAUGGAACUAACGGCAUGGGGAUGCAUGGAAUACCUGUGCAUCCCCGUGCUCACAAAUGGUGCCCACGCAAGGGUGUAUGCUGUAGUACGCCCGUGUGAACAAGGCCUAAAGGAUUAAACAAAUAGGCAGGUGUGCAUUGAUGGACAGAAACCAUCCACUAAAAUCCACUAAUGUAUAGCAAUAAAAUUUGUUUUUCCCCUUUCAACAUAUUGGUGCUCAAUCCAUCCCGAUUCCUUCAAGCAGCUGAGGACAUUUGCACUGUCAAACUGAAGUGCAGAUCAUACCAAAGUGUUUUUUUUUU
This is a messenger RNA of Rana temporaria (common frog), 2150 nucleotides long. It is a transcript of the gene BKGD, whose product is annotated as chromosome 2 C11orf54 homolog. Gene Ontology annotation, cellular component: nucleus. The record is from RefSeq and is a predicted model, not a curated record. Gene Ontology annotation, molecular function: zinc ion binding; hydrolase activity, acting on ester bonds. Lineage: Eukaryota; Metazoa; Chordata; Amphibia; Anura; Ranidae. The transcript is spliced from 9 exons. The coding region runs from base 191 to 1141 and encodes 316 amino acids.